Rhopilema esculentum is the source of this 3360-nucleotide messenger RNA. RefSeq lists its product as uncharacterized. The record is from RefSeq and is a predicted model, not a curated record. Gene Ontology annotation, molecular function: protein binding. Gene Ontology annotation, cellular component: extracellular matrix. NCBI's taxonomy places the organism in Eukaryota, Metazoa, Cnidaria, Scyphozoa, Rhizostomeae, Rhizostomatidae.
GAAGAUGGAACCUUCAAAGAUUUAUCAAAUCUGCAAAGUUUACAUUUGUCUUCAAAUUUCUUGGAAGAAGUCAACACAUCGACGUUUUCUGGGCUCAGACGACUCAAAAUUUUAUCUUUGCACGAAAAUCAUCUUCGAUGCAUACCAAAGGGUGCGUUUUCGCCAUUGGGUCGACUCCAGUUUUUAUCUUUGAAUCGAAACCAUCUAACCGAGAUUUCUUCUGGAGUCUUUUGCGAUUCCAACAGUCUGCUGCAGUUGUAUCUAGAGCAAAAUAAAAUCCAGAAAAUAGAGAACAAUAGCUUCAAGAAUUGUUUGAAUAUGGUGAAACUGACUAUAAGAUACAACAGGCUAACAAAUAUAACGAAUGCCACUUUCAAUGGGUUGGCGAGUUUAGAGGAGUUGUUUCUAAACAACAAUUACAUCAGCAGCUUCCCAAGCCAUAUCUUUAGAGAACUUAGCCAGUUGAAGAAACUCUCUCUUGGUAGUAAUAAAAUACAGCGAAUUGAGCAGGGGACGUUCGCUGGCCUUGACGGUGUCUUAGAGUUGGCUCUUUCUGGAAACAAACUCUCCGAGCUGAUACCUAAUGGAUUUGGUGGAUUGCCAAAUCUACGUAUUUUGACACUUGAAGAUAACAGCAUUAUAAAGAUCCACCAAGGUGCAUUUGCUGGUCUUAAAAACGUUGCUACGCUGUAUCUCUACCGCAAUCAGCUGUCAAAUAUACCAUCUCAUGCAUUCAAGGGUCUAGAUAGAUUGACUGAACUAAACCUUGGUGUAAAUCGAAUUGCAUCCAUUGAAAAUGAGGCCUUUUUUGGAAUGCCAGUGUUGCUUAGUUUGUCAUUGAACUCAAACAGACUAACUGUGAUUCCUGCACAUGCUUUCAAAGGACUUGCGCUGCUCCAGAAAUUGACCUUGUACUUCAACAGAAUACGCUACGUUGCUGAAGGUGCCUUCGCUCCAUUAAAUGGCUUGAAUAUAUUGUCCUGGAACCCUCCGUCGUCCCUUAUGCGGUUCCAUCCAAAACUUCAGACGGUGCAAAGUAAUACGCUGCAUUGUGACUGCAACGCCUUCUGGUUGCGAGACUGGAUCAACAGCUCAAAAACACUCGUCCAUCCUGCGAUUUCUUGUGCUGCUCCUGAGCGAUUCAAGGGCAAGGCAUUGAUGAGUAUUGGAAAAGAAGACUUUCCAUGUGAUCCAUCCCAAGUUCAAGUCAUGCCUAACAGAACCUACGUGUUGGAGGGCGGUAGUACCUCAUUUAAAUGUACAUUGUUGCCUGGAGCAGUGUUCACGUGGGUUCACAAUGGGAAGAAAAUAGACGUGGAAGACGGCGAUAAGUAUGCAGCUCAGCAAGAUGGUCUCUUAGAAAUCAACAGAAUAUCACCUGAAGACGAAGGGACUUACAUUUGUUUAGCAGGGAACAAAGCUGGUUCGGCUGCUGCUUCAGCAACCUUAUCAUUAGGACGCACCCCAGUGAUAAUUGAGCAACCAGAGAAGGAGGUGACCGUCGCAACCCCAGAAAAAAGUGUUCUUCUCCCAUGCAAAGCAGAUGGUUACCCCAAGCCUUCAAUUUACUGGCUGAAAGAUGGUGCAAGAGUUAAGUUCAAUGAACGCGUUAUGCUGUCUGCCGAUGGUUCGCUUAUCAUUUUGAAUAUGAAGCAUUCAGAUGAAGGGAUAUAUUCUUGCUUAGCUGCAAAUACAUUCGGAACAAAGGACGUCUCAGUUAGGCUGUACCUUAGCCAAGGAUCAAUGUGCUUACCAUCCUGCAGAAGAGACUCGGGUUAUUGCAUUGCCAAGUAUGAAUGCCAGUGUUUGCUUGGCUUUGAAGGACCAGCCUGUGAAUUCCGCAACAAUAAAGUUAAAAGCGUGGAGAGAACUGCUUCGAAUAACUCCAUUGAUGGAAAAGCAGCACGUGUUCCAAAGCAGUCCAGCUGGGUUUAUGACCCUUUGGAAAUGGAGUUGGAUGGCGGAUCAGGAGAUGACGACACUGAACGAGACUCAGAUGACGAAAAUGAAAAAGUGGUUUCUGACGAAAAUUCAAAAGUCAAGCUGAUAAUCAAUGAUCACAAACCAAAGAAGACGCGGCGAAAGAACGUUGUGGUGAAGCUAGGUACAGAGGUUGCACCUGAUCACUCGCCCCGGCCAAAUUUCCAGUUAAUCAUCAGAAGACAAAAGCCUGUCAACAAACGGUUGUCAGUUAUUCGAAUUGGUAGAUCUCCCAGAGUUCAUGCGCUAACCACGAAAUUAUUAGUACAUAAAUUGCUACCAAAAGGUGGCUAAAGUAUCUUGUAUAUGAACACACAUAUAUAUAUUAUAUGAAAUUUUCUCUUGCUCAAGUUAAGCCAAAGUGUUUGGGUUUUUAAGAUUUUCUUCGCAAAAUAAUUUCACGCUAAGCAGAGUUUUAUGAGAGAACCUUGACUGUAUUGUCAAGCACUUUGAAGUUUUUUUCGCUUGUAGAGCUCAAGCACAUCUUGUAAGGGCAUAACGUUUUAUCUCUGUCAAUCAUUGCUGUCAACAUUGCUGUCAAUCAAAAAAACCCUUUUAUAAGGUUUCCAUGCUCUUUACUUCCGUCUUCCAUCGUCAGUGAUUGAAAUCUAUGUCUUUGGGAACUGUUAUAAGCACAAUUUUAUUUACGUUCGUUAUGGUCAAAAUAUAUAUUUUAAAUUAAUUGCAAUAUUAAAUAUUAGUUAUGAUAAAUUUUUUGCUAUAACAUUUUGGUUAUUCGGCCAGUUUAAAGACUUUCCCAAAGUCUAGCCAGUUUAUUAAAAAUACUGUCAGGUUGAAACCAAAGUCAAUAUGGAGUUUGCUGUACAAGCUCAGGGAACUAGGUACCGGUGUAAGCUGUUAAUUAUCCAUGAUUGAACAAGCUGAAAAGUAGGCACAUUUGUUUUUGAUGGAAGAUAGAGCCUGGACCUUUUUCGAAUCCCUCCUCCACCUUAAUUAGAGAAAUGUUGGCCCAGCCAAAUCUUUUACAGCAUUUGCCUAUUUUUCAUCGUUUUCCAUUGUUGUUAUUUGGAACAUUUUUUAAUAUAAUAGGUUGUGUGUUUGCAGAGAAAGUAAGAAAGGCAUCCUUUCACCUCUCUAAAAAAGAUCUUUAUUUCAAUAGAUGAAAAAAGAGUUAGUUUUGUUUUUUAUGGGUAUUUUUAAAACAUAUUUGAUUGUCUUUUUUAAUAUCAAAUAUUUUCAAGAUAUAAUGAGCUAAUUUUUCCUGUUAGUAGUAGCAAUGAAUUUGUUGCGAGAAUGGUGGUAGAAGUGUAUAUAUUAGCUUAGUUAAGGGUAGUAACAUUGUAUUUAUGAAAAAUUAUAUUAUAUAUGUAUUUUAUAUAUUCUAUUAAAUUGUAUCCAAAGAAUGUUUUUAAUCUGUUA